GUUCGCAGUAUGUCUGGACGUGGAAAAGGAGGCAAAGUCAAGGGAAAGGCAAAGUCCCGUUCGAGCCGCGCUGGAUUGCAGUUUCCAGUCGGUCGUAUUCACCGUCUACUCCGAAAGGGCAACUAUGCCGAGCGUGUUGGAGCCGGUGCUCCCGUCUACCUGGCUGCCGUGAUGGAGUAUCUGGCCGCUGAAGUUCUCGAGUUGGCAGGAAAUGCCGCUCGUGACAACAAGAAAACCCGAAUUAUCCCACGUCACCUGCAGUUGGCCAUCCGCAACGACGAAGAGCUGAACAAACUUCUUUCCGGAGUGACCAUCGCUCAGGGUGGUGUCCUGCCAAACAUCCAGGCCGUCCUGUUGCCCAAGAAGACCGAAAAGAAGGCCUAAAUUCGAUCGAAGUUCCCACCCUUUAACAAAAUCCGUCCUUUUCAGGACGACCAAUUUGAUGGUAAAGAGUUUCGUUUUCAAAACAGUUUCCUUCGUGGUGCGCAAGGAGUGAUAAAAUGAAUCCAUUAAAAACAUGGUUGAAUCUUUCUGUCAUGCUCUCCCUAGUUAAUUGAUAUCCUCAUCGAGUAAGUUCGAUGAUGGUUGAUUAGUGUAGGCGUGUCUUGAAUUCCAAGAAAUUAACCAGUGCAGUGUUAUCAUUCCAUCCAUAU
Messenger RNA from Ochlerotatus camptorhynchus, 653 nucleotides. RefSeq names its product histone H2A. The record is from RefSeq and is a predicted model, not a curated record. The transcript has a single exon. NCBI's taxonomy places the organism in Eukaryota, Metazoa, Arthropoda, Insecta, Diptera, Culicidae. Gene Ontology annotation, molecular function: DNA binding; protein heterodimerization activity; structural constituent of chromatin. Gene Ontology annotation, biological process: heterochromatin formation. Gene Ontology annotation, cellular component: nucleosome; chromatin. Bases 10 to 384 code for a protein of 124 amino acids.